Adineta ricciae is the source of this 2152-nucleotide messenger RNA. The record is from the annotation of a GenBank genome assembly. NCBI's taxonomy places the organism in Eukaryota, Metazoa, Rotifera, Eurotatoria, Adinetida, Adinetidae.
AUGGAAUAUUACAAGCAUCUUACACAAAUAGACAGUUUCGUACCAAAUCGUUACAUCGAAAUUCCAUCCGGCUAUGAAAUGGCAUCAUCACGGCAGAAUGGAUUAACAAAAAAUGUUCGUAUACAAACAGCAUUAACAGCAGCAGAUUUUAAUAAUGAAACAACUCACUUUCGAGAACAUGCGAAAAGCAAAAAUGUUCGCAUACAGACCAUGUUAACAGCAGCUGAACUUAAUGAUCAGUCAGAUGAUUUUCGACAAUAUUCACGAAACAACGAUGUGUCUGUCUCAUCCAAUACCAUAUCGCAUCAAAUGGAUCAACAAAAUCAAACAGCAGGAGCUAUUGGUUCUGAACCAUUCGAUGAUACAAAUUUGAGCCAAAAUCAACAAAUUCUGGAUACAAAUAAUGAUGAUAUUAAAAAAGAAAACGUUCUCGAAAAUAAUCAUGUUCAUGAUGAAACUGAAUUCAUCAAUCCUAUUGAAGGAUAUGCUGAUGAACCACUUUUAUCACUUGUUGAUGCCUGCGAACCAUUGACUGAUAUUCUACAUAAUCUCUCAUUCUAUGUUGAAUUAGCAUUGAACGAAACACCCCAUGAACCACCCGAUCGAUUAUCAGUUGAUGAAAGUGCUGCCAUUCGUCUCUACACAAUCGAAUGGGACAAACCACACCGCAGCCUAUAUUCAGACAUGAACUACCAUCUCAAAACGAUGAAUCGAGAGAAACUCUUACCAUACUUCAGAUAUCUCAAACUAUUUAUAACUGCUCUCGUCAAACUACCAUGUGUUCCACCAUUGACAGUAUGGCGAGGUGUGACCAAGAACUUGAGUGGUGACUUUCCCCCAGGCACACGAGUAACAUGGUGGGCAUUUUCAUCAACUACGACACAGAUGACAGUACUCGAAAAUAACAUGUAUCUGGGCAGUGAAGGUGAUCGAACACUCUUCUCUGUCGAAGCAAUCAAUGGUCGAACAAUCAAAGCUCAUUCACACUUCGUUACUGAAGAUGAAAUCUUACUUUUACCUGGUACUCAUAUGAUUGUUCAAUCACAACUUUCUCCAGCAGCUCAACUUCACAUCAUUCAUUUGAAACAAGUCAAACCUGAUGAAACAUUACUUGAACCACCAUUUCCAGGUGCAUAUGUUUACCCAAAAAUACAGCGUUCUUGUUAUCGAAAAAAGAGAUGGAUGCUUCCACUCAGUUUGUUAGCUACUUUGAUAAUUGUAGGUGUCGUCGUUGGUGUGAUUUUUGGUACAAAAUCAAAUUUGAAACGAACAACUCUUCGAUGCACAAGUCUAUUUCGUGCAGCUGAUGAAUUCAGUACUCAACAUACUCCAACUUCUGUAGUAGUCGGUUACUUUAGAAAUAGCAGUCAAGCAGAUGUGAUUGUUUCUAGUAGCAAAGAUAAUAAUGUUGGUGUCCUACUGAAUAAUGGAAAUGGAGUUCUGAAAGUUAUCCGAGGUGAAACCGAUACUAGUCCAGUAGCAAUGGCAUCGGGUGACUUCAAUAAUGACACAUAUGUGGACUUGGUAGUCGUUGAUCGAGAUGCGAAUACUGUUCGUGUGCUACUGAAUGAUGGACAAGGAGCACUGAACAUUUUAAACGACUAUGACGCUGGUGAUACUCCAAUAUUUAUCAAAGCAGCAGAUUUUAACUAUGACAAAAUCUUAGAUGUCAUAGUCCUAAAUCAAUAUGAUACUUUCGCUAGAAUAUUGUUUGGCAAAGGAGAUGGAACAUUUUCCAGUAUGAAAAAUUUAGGCAUUGAUCUUGUUGCCUCGUCAGUAGUAAUAGCCGAUUUUAACCAAGAUAACCUAUUGGAUUUAGCAUUUAGCAAUAUCAAUGAUAAUUGUAUUUCCGUUUUAAUUGGUUCUACAAAUGGAAGUUUUCAAGAUGCAGCGAAAUAUAAUGUUGGAUAUUCACCAUCGUUGCUGAUAACCGGUGAUUUUAAUAGCGACACUAUAGUGGAUCUGGCAAUCGCUGGUCAAGGUGAUAGUUCUGUUUAUAUAUUAUUUGGUCAAGGGGAUGGAGUCUUCCACAAUCUAAUUCAAACUUCUACUAUUUAUUAUCCAUCGUAUAUAAUAUCAGGAGACUUUAAUAAUGAUAAUCAAUUGGAUUUGAUAGUUGCUUCGAGUUAUAAUGGUUAUAUAAGUACUUUAC